AUGGCUUUUUCCGAAGGAUUAUUUGAUGGAACUGGUCCUGUAGGCGCUUGUAAAAAUGUGCCUGUAUAUAUUUGGUCUUUACCAUCGGUAAAUAUUAUUCAUUAUAGUAUUUUAGAAAUGUAUCUAACCUGUCGACGUUGGAACGAGACAGUUUUAAAUAAUUUUACAUUUUAUAUUGAACAAGCUUAUGCCUAUGGAAAUAAGACUCUAGCUCCAAUCGCUGAAAAAAUAUCCAAAAAAUACAAUGUCAACCCACCUCUUGAUCCGAAUUUAUUACCUUAUAUAUUUUAUUAUUGUGAGUUUUUGGUCCUUCAUUUUAAUAGAUCUGAUACUUGGUGUGGAUUACUAAAUGAUGAUGAGCUUAUAUUAGCUGGAUAUUAUUGGAAUAUAAGAUAUUAUUUUUUAUAUUCAUAUGGGCAUCCUCUCAAUCAGCGAAUGGGCUGCGUCUACAUUACGCAACUUGUAAAUAGUGUCGAUGACUACUUGAGUGGAAAUUCUCGGAUGAUAGCUGAUUUAAAAUUUGGUCAAGGGUUUACUCAAACUUUAGGUGUGUAUAAAAAUAAAUACCCUAUUACAGCAAAUUUAACUCUUGAACAAAUAAAAACUUUGAAGUAUAUCCAACAAAAAGUUAUAUAUUGGUCUUCUACAAUUUAUUUUGAAAUUUAUACUCGUACAGGCAGUGAUGCACUAAUACGACUUGUUGUUAACUCUGAACCAUAUACAAUUCCUGAUUGCGGUGGUGAAUACUGUAAGUGGACUACGUUUAAAAAGAUUCUUGGUGAUAAAAUUAAUUGUGACUAUGAGAAGAU
Messenger RNA from Racocetra fulgida, 809 nucleotides. The record is from the annotation of a GenBank genome assembly. Lineage: Eukaryota; Fungi; Glomeromycota; Glomeromycetes; Diversisporales; Gigasporaceae.